Molecule: messenger RNA, 2112 nt
Organism: Pyrgilauda ruficollis (rufous-necked snowfinch)
Lineage: Eukaryota; Metazoa; Chordata; Aves; Passeriformes; Passeridae
Product: solute carrier organic anion transporter family member 1C1-like
Exons: 14
Coding region: 1-2112 (703 amino acids)
Biological process (GO): transmembrane transport; sodium-independent organic anion transport; bile acid and bile salt transport
Cellular component (GO): membrane
Molecular function (GO): protein binding; bile acid transmembrane transporter activity
Source: RefSeq, a predicted model, not a curated record
AUGGACAGACCAAUCACUCCUGGCCAGCUGAAAGAAAAAUCACUGUUCCAGGACGCUGAUGGCAGCGCAGCUCCUGCCAAGACCGUGUGCCAUAAUUGUUCAAAGCUAAAGAUAUUUCUUGGAGCUCUAGCUUUUUCCUUUUUUGCCAAAGGAUUUUCUGGGAGCUACAUGAAGAGCAUGUCCAGUCAAAUUGAAAGGAGAUUUGAAAUCUCAUCAUCGAUUGUUGGCAUUAUUGAUGGCAGCUUUGAGAUAGGUAACUUAAUGGUGAUGGUGUUGGUGAGCUACCUUGGACCAAGAGUUCACAGGCCAAAAAUAAUUGCUGUUGGGUGUCUCAUCAUGUCUGUAGGAGCUUUUUUGUCAGUGAUGCCUCAGUUCCUAAUGGGACGUUACAAUUAUGAAAGGAUAACUGUUAGUGUGGACAACUCCUCCACGAGUGUGUCAGCUUGCUCCCCAGGGUCUGGGGGCCCUCCAACCACAGAUGCUACAGAAACACUCAGCACAGAGAUAAAUGCUGGAUGUGAGAAAACAACAAAUUCCUACCUGUGGCUUUUUGUGUUGGUGGGGAACCUUCUACGUGGAAUUGGGGAAGCACCAAUUAUGCCUCUGGGAGUUUCAUACAUUGAUGAUUUUUCUAAAGAAGAAAACUCAGCAUUUUACAUAGGCCUGGUGAGAUCCUCGGGCAUGUUUGGGCCAACGCUGGGCUUCCUGCUGGGCUCCUUCUGUGCCAGCCUCUGGGUGGACGUCGGCGUCGUGGACACCGAUGCCAUCAGCAUAAAUCCUAAGGACACCCGUUGGGUUGGUGCCUGGUGGCUUGGAUUGCUUAUCUGUGGUGCUGUCAACUUCAUUGCUUCAUUGCCUUUCUGGUUUUUGCCCUAUUCCUUACCAAAAGAAGGACAGAAUGAAAACUUGAAGAUUAGUCACUUGUCUGUUCAAGGAGAUCCCUGUAAAAUAGACACCCCAGCUCAGCCACAAUUAAAGUUCUCAGAGGCAGUAAAAGAUUUCUUGCCAGCACUCAGGAAGCUGUUUGGAAACCCAAUUUUUGUGGUGUUCAUCUUCCUCACUAUUCUGCAGUACAAUUCCCUUGUUGGGAUAAUAACCUAUGAGACAAAGUUUAUGGAGCAGACAUUUAAUGUGUCAGUGGCAAAAGCCAUCUUUCUAAUUGGUGUGGUACUUCUACCUGUCACAAUCCUGGGCAUGUUUCUAGGAGGCUUCCUGAUCAAGAAAUUCAAGCUGCACAUAACAGAAAUGGCCAAGUUUGCGUGCAUCACCUUCAUCGUGGCGUAUCUGCUGAACCUCUUGUACUUCACCUGCAGCUGUGAGGUGCUGCAGGUGGCCGGGCUGACGGCGCCCUACGCUGGAAUGAAGCACCUUUCCUCCAGCAAGCACAUCUACACAGCCAGCUGCAAUGCUGAGUGCAGCUGCAAGGUGGACCAGUGGGACCCUGUCUGUGGGGACAAUGGGAUCACAUACAUGACAGCCUGCUUUGCAGGGUGCAAAUCAUCAUCUGGGACAGGAAGGAAUAUGGUGUUCCACAAUUGCAGCUGUGUGGAAGGACAAGGGCUCGGGCUUGGCAAUUCCUCUGCAGUUUUGGGACAGUGCCAAAGAGAAAGCUGUACCAAAGCCUUUCCCUAUUUUUUAGCAUUACAGACUGCAUGUGCAUUUAUUUUAGCCUUAGGAGGCACUCCUACAUACAUGAUUAUGUUUAGAUCUGUUUCGCCAGACCUGAAAUCCUUUGCUGUUGGGAUAGAAACUUUGGGUGGUAGAGUACUAGGAGGACUCCCAGCCCCUAUUUAUUUUGGUGCCUUGAUAGAUGAGACUUGCUUGAAAUGGGGGACAAAAAGCUGUGGGGGAUCAGGAUCCUGCCGAGUGUACGACACAAAAGAGUUCAGGAAUGUGUAUCUUGGCCUCAUUGCAGGACUUCGGGCAGGAUGCUGUCUCUUGUACAUAGUGCUCUCUGUUUUAAUUAUGAAACGCUUCAAACCAGAUGGCAAAGAGAAGGCAGAUAUUAAAAAUGCAGAAAGAUCAACCAGCAAAGAACCAGAAACUGCCAACAAAAGAGAAAUUCUUCCUGGUUCAAGAACCUCAGAGGAGAGCGAGGAAACUUAUAUGUAA